This is a messenger RNA of Acanthosepion pharaonis, 3402 nucleotides long. The record is from the annotation of a GenBank genome assembly. Lineage: Eukaryota; Metazoa; Mollusca; Cephalopoda; Sepiida; Sepiidae.
AUGCUUAUACAACUCCAGGGAUACAACUUCAGGCUCACCUACAACAAGGGAUCUGACAACAUCUUGGCUGACGGACUAUCACGCUUACCAUCACCCGGUAAUUCGGACCCUAUCGAGCUUGAUGUCCGGGUUGAUACUGUCCGUUUCUCUAGUGAUCGUAUUGAACAACUGAGAAACUGCACAACAGCGGACCCUUUGCUUAACCAGCUGAGAGAGACCAUCAUCACUGGAUGGCCAGAGACAAUCAAGCAGCUGCCCACUGACAUCAGAGUGUUCUGGGGUCUAAGAGACCAGCUCUCAAUUGAUGAUGGUCUUAUCCUCAAAGGACAACAAAUCGUCAUUCCCCAGACACUUCAAGAAGACAUCCUAAAGCAGCUUCAUACAGCUCACUUAGGACAGGAGAAAACAAAACUCCUCGCCAAGGACACGGUCUACUGGAAACGCAGACUCACAAGUUCGGAGAUGGAAGACGUAGAGGAUGUAGUGAAACUUAACACAGACAACAAACAAUUAAAAUCAUUCCUCCAGGGUAAAUACCAUAAAGCAAUAACCAUGCAAGAUGUACGAAACCUGAAGCGGAAAGUGAAAAGUGGGGAAAAAAUGUCAGGCAUCGGGAAACCUUCCACCCUUUAUGAAACUUCAAGUCCUGAUUGGGCACCCACAUUGCGCCUUGGACAUGAUAAAGACAAAAAUUCAAGCCGAAAAGUGAGACGCAAGAGGAAAGUUUUGGCUGAUUCCACAGACUCUAUACCACCAUUGUCUGCAUGUAAUCCUGACCUGCAAUUAUGUACACCUUUUCUUAAUAUACCACUUGAACCUUACAACCGUGGUGUCUACAAGCCUUUAGAAAGUAAAGAAGCCAUGGAUCUACUCUGGCUCCCUGAUGAGAUAUUCCUUAACAAACCCCCUUGCCAACCAGCUAAUGGAGAAAUCUAUCUCUUGAAAAUUGGCCCCUUGCAAGAAUCUGGAGAAUGGAAAAAAGAUGGUUAUGAAUGGCUUAAGCGUGGCUCAUCUGUCCUGACAAUAAACCGAAAUCCCGCUUUAAGGAAAUUUACAUUUUGUCUAUCUGUGAAAAACAGGCAGGAUGGUCUCUCUCAGAAACAUGUUUAUCGGCUUUUUAGUAACAAUAGAAAAUUUGUCAUUCAUUACCUUGGGGGUGAUGAGCGUCAGACCAGUUAUCAGCAGUCUGCAGACAUUAAUGAUGUACCAGCAUCACAGUCAAUUUCUGGAAGACCCCAAUAUUACUGUCAAUUGGGCAAUGAUACUCAGCAAACAGACAGCAGCAUUUAUUGGGAUCUUGCAAGUGGAACCAAUGACAAACAAUUGCAAACACAUGUAAUUCCAGAGACAAUGUCCAGUGAAGAAGGAAAUGAAUUGGUCAGUAUUGAACUAAAUAAUCAUGACCAGCAAAGAAUCAACCAUUCAUUUACUCUUAACAAAGUACGUGGCCACAAGCGGUCAGCUAGUGAAACAAACCAUCAACAGCCACGUCGAAUGUUCCCAGAGGUCAUCCCCUUGCAGUUACCAGUUGAAGAAAUGACCUCUAAUUCUGUAGCAUCAGAAGGAGUUGAUAUACAUUCCCAAAGAAUUUCAAGGGAACUCCAAGAACAAAGAAGAGGAAAAACAAACAUUUCUGCAGGAAAUAAUGAUUCCAUAAUUAUUGACGAACAUGAUUCAAUGCCUUCCUUGGCAAAAAUGCCCAGAAUAGAAGCUAGCAUUAUAUCACAUGUUCCUAUGAAUGAAGUGAGAUUCCAAUCCCAGCCUUUCAUUGCUGCUUCUGAAAAGGAAAAACGGACACUUGUAGUCCCCAAUCAUCAAGUAUCUGUUAUGUCUAACAUGUUCUCCUUGUGGAAGACUGGACGUCUAUGUGACACGUACAUCAGUAAUGGGACCACUAAUAUUCUGAUCCACAAGAUGGUUCUUGGAGCUGUUUGCCCAAAAGUCUUAUCUGUCCUGUACAGUACUCCAAGCAAUGUGUUUUCUAAAGUGACCUUCCCCAGUUCUAUAAGCAAAGAAGCCCUUUUGGCCUUUGCAGAAUACAUGUACAGUGGUGUAUUAAACUUAGAUGAAGACAUUCUUUCACAACUAAAAAUCAUUGCCCAGCGACUGGACAUGAAAGACUUUGAGCAGCUGUGUAGCAAUGAACUCCAAAAAGUCAGGAUAACCUCUCUUCUGUCUACCAUAAUGGAACCGAUUCUUUUGGAGCCAGCUUCUCUUUCUGGGCUGCUGUCAAACAAUAAGCAAAAAGCAGCACCAACAAAUGAAAUCCAGCCAGCAGAUUUAAGCCCUCUUUUAAAGCUGCUAGAAAACUCUCACUACUCAGCUAGAUCUCAGUUGCCUGGAUCUAAGCCCACACCUGCGACAACAGUUGCUACAAGUUGCUCUUCAACAUUAGUGUCCCGAGAUACACAAAGAUCCAUGAUUCCAACAACUGGGGAUUCAGAAGUGAAUAUUAAAUCGGAAGAUGAUGACAAUGGCUGCAAGUUCACCGCCAUCAAUUCAUCACAGGAAAGUUCACCGCCAUCAAAUUACUGCGAGGAAGAUUCACCCCCCGAUAACCCUCAUGUAUUAUUUCAUCGCCUUCCUUGGAACAAUAUUCAACUACGGACAGAAUGGGUAAAAUUGGCUGGUUAUAAUCCUUACGAUGCCGAUGAUGUGAAACACAUAACCAAAGACCACCGUAUUUGUAGUUUGCAUUUCGCUUACAGAAAGCGAGGAAUAAACAGGCAGAUGUUACCUGUACCAACUCUUAAUCUACCUCAAGUUGUGAAUGAGAAAAGGAUAAAAUCUAUUUCUGAUGGACAUCAAGCAAACAAUAUGAGCAGACAAAGGAGCCAGCAGACCAACACUGGCAAUAUCUCAGCAUCCUUAAGAAAACCUGUUAACAGAAGGCCUUAUACUUCUCAGCAAGAAUCCUCAUGCUAUGAAGAUGAUAUUGGACAAUCAGUAAAAAAAGCAAAGAAAGAAUUCAACUCCAACAGUGAUGUUCUGGAAGAGGAUUCAUCCAUUGCACAGUCACAACUGCUCAAUUCAGCCAAACCAACAGAAUGUCCUCUCAAGCCAGCUUCUGCCCAGACACCAUUUGCUACUUUCAGCUAUAACACUCCUGUUUCCCAUGCUGUUCCCAACAAACAGAGGUGUAUCUUGAUUGUAUCAAAUCAUCAGCAAUCAGUCAUGACGAGCCUGUCAUCUUUGUGGAAGGCUGGGAAAUUGUGUGAUGCCAUUAUUAGUAAUGGUACAGAAAAUGUCAAGAUUCACAAGAUGGUUUUGAGUGCGGUGUGUCCAAAAAUGCUGAAUAUUUUUGACAGUGUACCCCAAAACAACCUUCCAAAAUACAGAGACAGCAGAUUAAAAUACUUAAGGAAUUCUCUGUCAGCUCGGCCUUUGUUUAAUUACAUGUGA